CAGACUCAUAUCUCAUCUCUAUGCACAAACUCUCUCUCUGAACAAAAACCCUUUUCUCUCACUAGAAAUCGUGCGUCUCUUGGUCACUUCUCCUGUUUUCUCUCUCUAGAAAUUUUUUUGGAGGGAAAUUUAUUUUUUCAUCUCUCUUAAUUAUUUAUUUUUCUAGGGUUUUCUUUUCUCAAUCUCUCAGAUUCUCUAAGAAAAUCUUUCUUCAUCUUCUUCUUCUACUGUGGAAAACCCUAAACCUCUCAAUCGGUUGAGCUUGAUUUCUUCUUCUACUGGAUCGAAUACUCAAAAGUAGAUUAGGCUUUGGAGGUUAGAUAGUGGAGGCUUUGGAGUGAGGGACCACCCAUUGGGAGAAGUUUUUGUUAUUGCCGUGCGGUGUCAAAGUUGGUAUUAAGAAUUUAAAUUCGCUGUGCUAUUCUGAAGUCAAAAAUGCAAACCAAGAAAAAACUUCCUGGAAGAAAUUCUACGCGGGAGCUUCCGAGUCCCAAGGUCCGUAAGCCACAAAAGAAGGUGACUGAUAAUACCCAGAUAUCAGACAAGAAAGUGGCAGAUAUCAUCACAUCUUCUGCUAGAAAACAGAGAUUUGUGAAACUUGCAGCUGGAAUCCCUUCAAAGACAAGUAUAGAACCUGUGGAGCCAAAUCAAAUAAACACAAAUUACUUUUUGGCACACGAAGAGGCUCAAAAUAUCUGCUCGGGGUUUGAUGCAGGAAACAUGAAUGGAUUGGACCAUAAGGAUUGCAAUGACGGAAAUGCUCCACGUGCAGACACACUAUUUUCUCCUUCUUUUCACAUCUCCAAAGAGGUUGACGGAGACAUAGCGGAUCGUGUGGAUUUUAUGAAGUACUUUCAGAGUGAAGAUGACAGCAACCUUCAGGGAUCGUGUAAUGAUAUGGAUAUAGACUCAAAUAUGUCAUUCAGGCGGUCAGAUGUGCAGAAUAGUAGUGGUGACAUGUCUUUAGAGAUGAACGGUGUGAGUGCACACUGUAAUGAAGUUUUAAGUGGUUCCAACCUUUCUUCUGAAGUUUCUGCUAUAUAUCUUGCUAUGCAACAUUCAAAAGAGGAGUAUAUUAAUGAUCCAAGUCAGGAAUCUAUCUCAGAGGAAGUUUGCGUGGAGGCUGAAGAUGGUGACGAAGUAGAUGAUUUUGAUCCAUAUUUAUUCAUAAAACAUCUACCUCACUUAUCAUCACUGGUCCCAACUUUCCGGCCCAUGCUGCUGCCAAAACGAACACGGAGCUGCCCUCCUACUACUCUUGUGUUGGAUCUGGAUGAGACUUUGGUGCAUUCUACUCUAGAGCACUGUGAUGAUGCAGAUUUUACAUUUACCGUAAAUUUUAACAUGAAAAAGCAUACAGUUUAUGUUCGUUGUCGUCCUUAUCUAAAGGAUUUCAUGGAACGGGUGGCGAAUCUAUUUGAGAUUAUUAUAUUUACUGCCAGCCAAAGUAUCUACGCGGAACAGCUGUUGAAUGUUUUGGAUCCUAAGAGGAGAAUAUUCCGCCACCGUGUAUUUCGUGAAUCUUGCGUUCUAGUGGAUGGGAAUUACCUUAAAGAUCUUUCAGUUCUUGGCCGCGAUCUAGCACAUGUUAUCAUAAUCGACAACUCUCCGCAGGCGUUCGGGUUCCAAGUCGAUAAUGGAAUACCAAUUGAGAGUUGGUUUGAUGACCGAUCCGAUCAAGAAUUGCUAUCAUUACUUCCAUUCUUGGAGAGCUUGGUCGGAGUCGAAGACGUUCGUCCUUUAAUAGCAGAAAAGUUCAACCUUCGAGCAAAAAUAGCUGCUGCCAUAUAUCCAUCACAUUUCAAUAGAGGUGAUCUUUUUGAGAGGUGAUCCCUUCAUAUGAAUUGCUGUGUUUUAGUUUGUAUCAAUGUAUACAUUAUCCUCUGAGUGAAAUGAAACUCCUUAAAUGUCGUUUGAGGAAGAAUGAUUUAUAAAAGUUCUAAAAUCAGAUCCCAGAGCGUGAAGCAGUUGACAUUGUCAAAUUCAGAGAGCAAGAGAUGCUCGUGAGAAUGGUCUCAUUAUGUAUGAGUUGUCUCACUCUUUCCCCCUCUUUAACAAAGUCAUUAGAGAGUGGGUUCAUUAUGUAAAAGGUGUAUGGAUCUAUCUAGUUGGUUCGUCAGUAGAACUUAGGAAAGAUACUAGAACUAGAAUGAGAAUAGGAUCUUAUAAAUAGUGAAUAAAAAUGUGUUGUGAUGAGAAGGAAGGCAUGAAAAAGUUCUGGGCAUAUUGUAUUUUGCAGGUUUCAGUCAGUAAACGAUUCAAUACCUUUCUAGGCCUUUUGGCUAAGAUGGGUCAGUAAAGAUAAACAGAAGUUGGAUUAAAGAUUUUUCCUUCAAAUCUUUUUUCAUUGCA
Molecule: messenger RNA, 2352 nt
Organism: Papaver somniferum (opium poppy)
Lineage: Eukaryota; Viridiplantae; Streptophyta; Magnoliopsida; Ranunculales; Papaveraceae
Product: CTD small phosphatase-like protein 2
Exons: 7
Coding region: 436-1830 (464 amino acids)
Molecular function (GO): phosphoprotein phosphatase activity
Source: RefSeq, a predicted model, not a curated record